CUUCUUCACGCGGCAAUACCUUUCCUCCAAUCCAAUCCAAUCCAAUCCUCUCUCUCUCUUCAACUCACUCACCAUAUUUAUCCCACUUUGGUCUUUCCCACCCGUGGCUCGCUGCUGCUAACUCAGUAACUCACUAUACCUUCAUACUCACUAGUCUACUCUUUCUAAUUCUUCGCCGACACUCGAUUAGAUUAGAUGAGCGUCUCCGGCGGCGUAGGAUCGCCGCCCAAGGGCGUGGCCGAGCCGCUGUACGCAGCUGAGAGGAUUUCGGUGUGGUGGGACAUAGAGAACUGCCAGGUGCCCAGGGGCUCCGACCCGCACGCUAUUGCACAGAACAUAAGCUCCGCGCUGGUGGCGAUGAACUACUGUGGGCCUGUCUCCAUCUCCGCCUAUGGCGACACCACCAAGAUCUCUCCUUCAAUUCAGCAGGCCCUUAAUAGCACUGGCAUCGCCCUCAACCACGUCCCAGCAGGUGUUAAAGAUGCCAGUGAUAAGAAGAUUCUGGUGGACAUGCUAUUUUGGGCAGUGGACAAUCCUGCUCCUGCUAAUUAUUUGUUGAUAUCUGGUGAUCGAGAUUUUUCAAAUGCUCUCCAUCAGUUGCGAAUGCGUAGAUAUAAUAUUCUUCUAGCACAACCUCAAAAAGCAUCAGCAGCACUUGUUGCUGCAGCAAAGAAUGUAUGGCUCUGGACAAGUCUUUCAUCAGGAGGUCCACCUCUUACUAACAUCGAAUCGAAGCAGUUUGUCACUAACAGCAUUGGAAAUGUUUCGAAUUGUGAGACAUUAGCUAUGCCCAUCAGCAUUUCCAACCAAUCUGCGGAUCCGUUCCAUGAAAGUCUCUAUGCAGUGAAUCAGAAGUUUGGGAAUCUUGGAAGGGGUCCAGAUACUAAAUUUAAGAGCAAACAAAUUCGGAGAACUGUGACUCUACCCAGUUUGCCAAGAACUUCAAGUCCAGUGGUGGGAGCUCAAGAAGACCAUAUUAAUGUGAACUUUAAUCAGCAAGGACAAGGGUACCCUACUCAUUUUAAUGAUUCUCAAAAUUUAUCUGCUCCUCAUAAUACAGGAAUUCCUUUCACAGGACCUGGAACUUCUCCAAAUAUCAUUUAUCCUGGAUCUUCUUGGGUGAAUCCUAGUAACCCUUUUAACCCUUAUCAAAAUUGCCUAACAAUGCCAAUGAGGCCAAACACACCCCCGCCACCACUACCAAGUAAUGGAGGAGAGGUGAGGCCAACUCCCAAUAUUAAUUCUUCUCACCAUCUAAACUUGAAUGGCCCCCCGAAAGUAUAUAAACCUCAGAAGAAACAGUCAUUUUACAGUGAGAAAGAAGCAAACAGGUAUCCACUCUCUGGGCAAGAGAUUUUGCCACCGCCUUCCACUGCAAUUGGCAGUAGUAAUGUAUCUGUUAAUGGUGCGUGGGGAGGUUCCACAAACCCUUCCGAUUAUGUGCUAAGCCUUAUGGGGGUUAUCAUACUUGCCUUGGAUACGUUAAAGAAUGAGAAGAUUAUGCCAACUGAGGCGAACAUUGCUGAUUGUAUUCAUUAUGGAGAUCCAAGUUAUCGUGAUACUGAUGUUAAGAAGGCUCUCGAGAGUGCAGUUGAACAUCAGAUGGUAGUAAUGCAAAACUUAGGUGCUUUACAAUUAUAUGUGCGUAAGAAUGAGAGAUUGUGGAAGUGUGUCAAUCCACUUGGUGAAAAUCAAAAGGAGUAUCCAACAGAAAUCUGGGAUGAAAUCCAGAAAUUUCUAUCGUCUUCUGCUGGACAGUCUGCCUUGUUGGCUACUCAUUGCAGGUAUGAAGCAGCCACUGUUAUAAAGAAGAUGAGUUUAAAAGAGCUAUCUCUUGGUGAAAUACUUCAGAUCUUGCACAUGAUUAUCAAUAUGAAGAAAUGGAUCGCACAUCAUCCAUCGGGAUGGCAACCAGUUAAGAUUGCUGUUGCAGAGACUAACCCAACCCUAAUCCAGGGAAGUUAGCUGCAACAUCCCAAAAUCAGCUUGUUGAUAACUAGUUAUGGAAGGGAAGGGCCUUUAGGUACUCUAUGGCUUCCUAUCAUGAUGCUUACUAGCUGGAGCUUAAGUCGGUAAAAUUUUGGCCCUUCCAGUGAAAAGUGCAGUAAGUAGCUCUUUCAAAAUUUAAGUCAUAUAGAGUAGGUGCAUAAUGUUUUGGCUGUUCCUUUUUGUUAUUUUAUUUUUACCUCGGGGAAGUAUAAAGACGGUUUGGUCAGUGGCAAACCGGGCAAUCCACUGAGGUUGUUGUCUUGACCAUCAUCCCAUAGUAUUUGCGAGCAUCAAAUAUCUGGAAAUUACUACAAGGGAGUUGCCGUUGGAGAACUCAAAAAGAAUACGUUCUUCAAAAACAUGUUUGAGGAGGAAUCCUAAUUGACUUUGGUGGAGCUUAUAAAUCUCGAAGCCAUUCAUCUCAGAGGAGAUAAGUGGUUAUAGACAGUAAUACAAAUAUAUAUGUAUAUGUAUAUAUGUAUAUAUAUGUAUAUGCUUGUGGUCUUCUGUUGGAUCUAGGAAUGUCAGAGAAGCACGAACCCAAAUUAAAAUGUGUUUUGCAGUUUGUAUUUGAAUUAUUCUAAUUGAAGCAGAAGGUGGAAAAUCUCAGUACUUUGCUCAUUGGAGGACACAUUGACACAGCGAAAAGGAAAGAAAGUGAUGAAAUUAGUAUGUUAUCUUCUGGGAAGUUUGAGCAGAUUUGGACUGUUCUAUCUGUAUCACACAUUCAAGAUUUACAGUUUGAAAGAGAGUAGAGAGAAAUGACCACAGAAAUCUAAGAUUUACAGUGUGUUGGAGGUUGAGCAAUUACCCAAUAGAUGAAUCAAGUACAACAUUGAGCUUGGCAUACUAAGAAAGUAGAGAACCAUAUGGUGGUAGAUUGGUAGUAUCCUUUUGGAUUUAAAAGCUGUUUCCUUGUGAUGUUUAGAGAUGUAUUGUAGAUAUAUGCUGUAUGAACUGGUUUUAUGCUUGUAUCUUGUAACUUAAUAAUAAGUUUUCUAGUUUUCUGGGAUUAU
This is a messenger RNA of Ipomoea nil (Japanese morning glory), 3005 nucleotides long. RefSeq lists its product as uncharacterized. Bases 196 to 1965 code for a protein of 589 amino acids. The record is from RefSeq and is a predicted model, not a curated record. NCBI's taxonomy places the organism in Eukaryota, Viridiplantae, Streptophyta, Magnoliopsida, Solanales, Convolvulaceae. Gene Ontology annotation, molecular function: RNA nuclease activity. Gene Ontology annotation, biological process: regulation of gene expression. The transcript has 3 exons. Gene Ontology annotation, cellular component: peroxisome.